Trachymyrmex cornetzi is the source of this 707-nucleotide messenger RNA. RefSeq lists its product as uncharacterized. The record is from RefSeq and is a predicted model, not a curated record. The coding region runs from base 272 to 625 and encodes 117 amino acids. Lineage: Eukaryota; Metazoa; Arthropoda; Insecta; Hymenoptera; Formicidae. The transcript has 2 exons.
AAAAAUCUGCAUAACGUAUCUGGAACCAUCGGUACUCAUAGCUCGACGUUUCUAUUGUAUUAUAAAUCAAUUGAUUAAAGACAUGACUGAUAGUGAACAACUCUCAUCAGUUGUUUCUUACGGGUCUGAAGAAGAAAAUAGGCCUACUAGAAUUCCUGGUCCAUCUUCUCAAUGACAGAAGCGAUUGAAAACUGAGCAUAUUGAGAUACUUAGCACACAAGAAGAGCUACAAAAAGUACUACAUGAGAAAGUUGGUAUAUUACACGUCAAGAUGGAUCAACUGAUUAAAGAUAAGGUUGAUGGUAAACAACCCUCAUCAAAUGUUUAUUAUGGGUCUGAAGAAGAAGAUGAGCCUAUGUCUACUAGAGUUUUUGAUCCAUCUAUUCAACGACAGAAAUCAUUAAAAACAACCAAGUGUACUAAGAUACCUGACAUACAAAAAGAGCUACAAAAAUUAAUAUCUAAGAAAGUUGUUGAAUUACAUGUUAAGAUGGAUCAACUACUGAUUAAAAUGGAUAAGCUUAUAUUUAAGCCUAGAGUUUCUGAUCUAUCUACUCUACGACAGAAACCGUUGAAAACAAAUCAAUAUACUGACAAUAAGAUAUCUGACACAGAGAGCUGCUAGAAUUAAUAUAUGAAAAAGUUAAUAAAUUAUUUUUUCUGGUGGAUAAUAUGAACAAACAAGCAAGAAUUGCAGAGCAGAAAUU